CUGGAGUUAGUUGCGUGCGUCACGUUGUGAAUUGAAGACCAAGGACAUGGUCUGAAUGGCUUUUUGUACAGUCACUGGAGGAAGUUUUCAUGCACCGAACACCAGCACCAGGCAUGGCUGGGAAACCUUUCCGUGCCACCUACAUCUGGAGCAGCAUCAUCUCCAAUCUCCACACUCAUGUAGAGGUUAAGCGCCGGCGUCACAACCUCAAGUCCUACCAUGACUGUUUCCUGGGCUCAGAGGCUGUGGACGUGGUGCUGGCACACAUCACCCUGAACCGUUUCUUCGGUGAUGAGGCGGUGCCCCGCCACAAGGCCGUGCGUCUCUGCCAGGCCCUGAUGGACUCGAGGGUGUUUGAGCCGGUGGGCGUUAAAGUAUUUGGGAAGGAAAAGAAGCGAGCCACAUUCGAGGACAGUAGUUGCAGUUUGUACAGGUUCCUGAGCGCGACGACUGGCUCCUCAUCACCGCUGACCAACGCCAAGUCUCACUCCACUACCACCAUCGAGAGCGGCUAUGACUCACCGAGCAUGAGCAGGAACAAGAAUGGAUACAGUCCGUCACGUGAAAGACAAGGGGUGCUGAGCUACUCCACCCACUCCCCUGCAAAAACAGACAAAGCACUGGAGGACGUGCUGGGAAACCUCAACCUGAGCUCAACUAUCACCCCUCAGAUGAUCAAUCUCGGUCUCUCACAAGAGCUUGUGGAUGAGGUGUGGCACCAACAGGCGGUGUUUAGGCUGCUGCAGCUGGUAGAGCUCCCCCUGUUGGAGAAGCUGCUUGAGGGUAAAGACUCAUCGAGGCCUCCCCUGAAUGGCAUGGACAGUGACUCGGACCUGUUAUAUACAUCAAGCUACCUAGACCGAGAGGUCCUCAAGGCCUUCAGUGAAGCACAGGCUGAUGAGUGGAUGUCGGGGGCAGUCGACUGCCUAGAGUUUCUGCCUGACGAACUGGUGGUGGAGGUGAGUCGAGGUUUGGCCAGCUGUGUUGACGACUUGCUCAGGUGUAAGAGUCUGCUCUAUGAGGUCCUGGCUCAGCAUUACGGACACAUACAACAGCCACCUCUGCUCAGCAACCAUGUUUUUGACAUCCACUCUGGCAUCUCGGAGCUACUAGUGAACGGCAAACAAGAGCAAGCUCUAGAGGCUCUGCAGCUGAGCCUAAAGCUGCAGGACUCCCGCAGCAGGGAGGAGCUACGCAGGCUCCUGAGAUUCAUGGCUGUCGCAGCCAAACCACAGGAGGUCAGACUGCACAAAGAGGUUGAGAACAGAAUGGCGGUGAAAAGGUCUUUCUCAAGCGCUAUCGUCUUCAGCAGAAGACUCUCCAAAGGAAAGGUGGACUUAAUGGUUCUGUUCAUGAUGGAUAACCACCGUGAUCUGUUCAAAAUUCCUGUUUCAUUGCACAAGAUGGUCAGUGACAGAAUAAUGAAUAUUGUGACAGGGAAGGAUCCAGAUGUGAUCACAGGAUCAACAUACUGCACAAGAAUGAGCGCCAAGGCCUACUCAGAAACGGCACAAAAAACCACUAAAGAAGAACUCUGGACGUUACUCCGGACAGUACACGAGAACCCUAAACUCUCGGCCAAAGAAAAAAGACGGCUGCUUGGACAGUUUUAUAAAGGCCACCCAGAGAUUUUUGUUCAGUACUUUGGAAAUAGACUGUCGACUGUCAACAUGUUGCUACAGUGAUAUUUAUUACUUCAUGUAUUAUAAUGUAAAAAGAGGUAGAUGUAGGAAAGAACAAAAGCUAAUGUGAUGUAAAGAUGUGAAGAAGUGCAGUGUAGCAUGUGGAUUUUAUUCGCUUGUAUGUAAAUAAUUAAGACUACUGAACAAGAAUGUGAAUUUCAAUUGUGAGACUCGUGAUAAGCUGCGAUAUUUAAGGACAUAUUUCAUUUCUCAGAUAUUUUAUUUGGUGCAGGACACUAACAUGAAAUGUCCUUGUAUGUUGUAUAUGAGACUGUUACUUUUCCAGAAUGACAAAUGAACCAAGUGUUCUGUUGAGGUUUUUUUUUUGUUUUUUGUUUUUUUUUUAAAUGUUUUCACACUGCAAUGUGUCUUGACGGAAUUCAGACAAGUCUGCAUAAAUCAUUUUUCAAUGGAUGUAUUCUUUGUGCUUGUGCAAUAGGAACAGUGUUAGCAAUAAAAAUGUGUCUGUUCAUGUGGUUUCUCAUAUACACUGUGAUGCACAGUGGAGCUAUGUCUCGAGGAACGGAAAUUUGAACCUGGACAUUUGAAAGUCUGAUGUUGUGCUGUAGUGAACAGUCAGAGGCAUUCAUGAGAAUCAGCCCUCUGGGUUGUCAUGUUUGUUGCACCAUAUAAGAAAACAGAUGUUUGUAAGGUUUUUUUUUUUUACUCAAACUUAAAAAAAGCCACGUUUUAGUGGUGUCUUCAGGGUUCUGUUUUAAAUAAGUUUUACACGCUCCUAAUCGGCUGAGGAAAUGACUUCCACAUUUCCAGGUAACAAAAACAUCCCCAGACUAAGUUUAAACCACUCACAUGUUGAUUGUAUUUUGGCAAAGCUUAAUAAAAUUCAACAGGACUUUUCUAACAUUCAUACGUGCACAUUUCCCCUUUUUAAUCGCUGAUACAAAGUGUGUGUAUUCUGAUGAAAAGAGAGCAAAUGUAACUUAUCCAUACAACCAUGGGUGGCUCAUGGGACAAUGGGCCCUGGGCACAGAUAUGCAAAAGGACCCACUACCCCUCCUACACAACAGUGAGACACACAGACUUUGUGGUGGUUUGCCUUUUUUCUCUUGUUGUUUGUGUCUUUUUGUAGUCAUUGUGUUUCUUUGAGGUCAUUGUCUUGUCUGUUUUGAUUGAUUUGUCUCUCUCUGUAGUCAUUUUGUGUCUCUUUGGGGUUGUUGUGCUCCUUUUUGUAGUUCUUAUGUGUCUCUUCACAGUGCCUUUGCAUCUUUUGUGGCCUCUUUUGAGUCCCUUUCUGGUCGUUACAAGUUAAUUUGAGUAACAUUUUGCAGGUGGAAGCCAGGGGGGACUGACACUUUGGGCCCCUGGGCCUGUUCAGAAAUCCAUCCAUGCACUCAACACAAAUAAUACUGACUUUCUAGGUACAGUUUGUAGUCCAUUCUUAGCGGACUUCCACACAGGCUUUGUACAUGGCCCCCUUUUAGACCCGCUCAUUUUUGUUACAGAGGCAAAACUGUGAAAUCUAAGGCUGUUUUAUGCUUAUUCAUACACUCUGUAAACAAUUUUUAAAAAGCAGGUUAGAAGUACUGUGAUGUUGCAUCCACUUUUUAUAUA
This is a messenger RNA of Epinephelus fuscoguttatus (brown-marbled grouper), 3254 nucleotides long. It is a transcript of the gene depdc7a, whose product is annotated as DEP domain containing 7, paralog a. The transcript is spliced from 9 exons. Gene Ontology annotation, biological process: intracellular signal transduction. The coding region runs from base 90 to 1685 and encodes 531 amino acids. The record is from RefSeq and is a predicted model, not a curated record. Lineage: Eukaryota; Metazoa; Chordata; Actinopteri; Perciformes; Serranidae.